AUGAAGGAGUUUGGCGUCAAGGAGGAAAACAUUGUGGUUGAGUCUGUUCCAGGCUCAUUCGAGUUGCCUUACGGCUCCCAGCUCUUUGUUGAAAAACAGAAAAAGUUGGGCCAGCCUCUUGAUGCCGUGAUCCCCAUUGGUGUUUUGAUCAAGGGCUCCACCAUGCACUUUGAGUACAUCUGCGACUCCGUCACCCACCAAUUGAUGAAACUCAACUUUGAGCUCGGAAUCCCUGUGAUCUUUGGUGUUUUGACCUGUCUUACUGACGAACAGGCCGAAGCCAGAGCUGGUCUUAUUGAAGGCAAGAUGCACAACCAUGGAGAGGACUGGGGUGCUGCUGCUGUGGAAAUGUCUGUGAAGUUCAGAGCUUAG
Clavispora lusitaniae ATCC 42720 is the source of this 372-nucleotide messenger RNA. It is a transcript of the gene RIB4, whose product is annotated as lumazine synthase. The record is from RefSeq and is a predicted model, not a curated record. Gene Ontology annotation, cellular component: riboflavin synthase complex; intracellular anatomical structure; mitochondrial intermembrane space. Gene Ontology annotation, molecular function: 6,7-dimethyl-8-ribityllumazine synthase activity. Gene Ontology annotation, biological process: riboflavin biosynthetic process. Lineage: Eukaryota; Fungi; Ascomycota; Pichiomycetes; Serinales; Metschnikowiaceae.